This is a messenger RNA of Cryptotermes secundus, 3176 nucleotides long. RefSeq names its product insulin-like growth factor-binding protein complex acid labile subunit. The coding region runs from base 58 to 2844 and encodes 928 amino acids. Gene Ontology annotation, cellular component: extracellular matrix. The transcript has 2 exons. Gene Ontology annotation, molecular function: protein binding. The record is from RefSeq and is a predicted model, not a curated record. NCBI's taxonomy places the organism in Eukaryota, Metazoa, Arthropoda, Insecta, Blattodea, Kalotermitidae.
GAUCCGUCUCUUCAGUUGCCUACAGCUGCUGGACUCUUCUCUCUAUAUUUGUUUUCUAUGUCAUCUUCUCUGAAGCUAUUAAUAAAACAGGCUCUGAUGACAAUCACGGGGUUGUGGCCGCUUGUCACCGCCACUCUCCUGGCAGCUGUUAGCGUCGCAGCUACUUGUCCUUCCGUCUGCAGAUGUGACGUCUCCAUGUGGAACAGUUUCAGAGGGCAAUAUGUAAACGGCACCAAAUGCUCCAACGUUUCACUCACUGAUCUCCCUCCGGGUCUCGACACCAGCAUUACAUUACUGAUUGUUUCUUACAACAAUAUCUCUACAGUUCGAAACAAUAAAUUCUUCGGAAUGAGACUGAGAGAACUGAUUCGCAUUGAUCUUAGCAAUAACGGAUUGCAGACAAUAGAAGAAGGUGCAUUCUGGGGUCUCCAUGAGUUGCGUGAACUCAGGUUACAGAACAACAAACUCAGCGUUCUUCAUCCUAAUACUUUCAAGGAGGCAUUCAGACUUAUUCGGCUGGAUGUGGGUGAAAACUCUAUCGGUCACUUCCAUGUCGAUACAUUGAAAAAUAACAAAAAACUUGAGUAUUUCAACAUAGGAAAUAACAAGCUGAAAUCAAUUCACACCGAUACAUUCAAGAAUAAUGCAGAACUUAUAAGUAUUAAUAUAAGUAAAAACCUCCUGAGUGAAAUUAGCUGUAACAUUUUUAUCAACAAUUCUGAAUUAGUAUACAUAAAUGCCAGUACCAACAGAAUUUCAUUCCUAGAUGAAAGAGCUUUUAUGAACAACAAAAGGCUAUGGAAGCUCGAUCUGAGCAUGAAUAUGCUCUCACAGAUUCACCAGGAGACAUUCAAGAAGAAUAUGAGACUAUCGGACCUAUACAUCAGUCACAACACGAUCAGCAAUCUCCAUGAAGACACAUUCAAGAAUACCAAUUUAACCAAUAUAUUUAUGAGUGACAACCUACUCUCCUCUCUUCAUUUCGGAAUAUUCGUAACUAAUAAAUAUUUAAAGACUGUAGAUAUCUCCAACAACAGACUCAAAUCACUUGACGCUAACACGUUCGCGACAACCAGCAAGCUGGAGAACCUGUACGUGAAUAGUAACAGGAUUAGAUCCCUUCAUCACAGCAGUUUUACAAACAACCCUAACCUCACGCUUCUCUUUCUGAAUAACAACGAUAUUGACUCCAUCCAUCCUGACACGUUUAAAAACAAUAUGAAUUUGCUAUAUCUGAGCUUGACAAACAACUCAAUAAGUUCUAUUCACCCAGGCACAUUUAAAUACAACUCAAAACUGCGUCACUUGCAUCUCUCCAACAAUAAGAUCGUCUCUCUCCAUCUCGAUACGUUUAUUAACAGUACCUCACUUCGAUAUGUCUACGUUAACCACAAUGUAAUCACCGAACUUCUCCCCAGCACAAUUAUGAACAAUUCCAGGCUAACCAACCUGUAUCUUAGCAACAAUAACAUUAGUCGUCUACAGACGCACGCUUUUUAUGGUUUCACUGGUCUUCGGACAUUAGACCUUAGCAAGAACAGACUAGAAUACCUUCAUCCAGAGAUAUUCAGUAAUAACAGUUAUUUGUGGAACAUUGACAUAAGCAGGAACAGAAUAAGUUCCAUACACCCUGAUACCUUCCGGAAUACCAAGGACAUCGUGAAGAUCCUUGCUAGUGGUAAUGUCAUAACUACUCUGCAGCCCUCCACGUUCAGAGAUAGCAAGAAACUGAGGGUCCUGGACAUCAGCAACAACAAACUCACAAAUCUAUAUCCAGACACAUUCAAGAACACUGAUCUGAGGUAUCUGGAGUUAAGUAACAAUGAAAUCAGUUCACUCCUUCCUGAUAUAUUUAUGAACAAUUUGCAUCUCCGUGAAUUAAACCUGAGUAAUAACACUCUGAGCUCCCUUAACCAAAAUGCAUUCAGGAGUAUUCCUGCGUUGUGGAAACUGGAUAUCAGUGGAAACAAAAUCAUCGGUCUUGACUGCCAUACGUUUUAUAACAACACCGAAUUGUACUAUCUGAAUGUAAGUUAUAACAGAAUAAGUGCUUUGGACCCCAGCAUAUUUCUGAACAAUACUAAUCUAAGAAUAGUGGAUCUGUCGCAUAAUGUUUUGACAUUUCAGAAUAAUAAUCCUAUCCUAAUAGCGCCAAAACUAAGUGCGCUCUUCCUAGGAUUUUGUGGCAUUAAGCAUCUUCAUAUUGUUCAUUUUCAGAAUUUAACCAUGCUGAGAAUACUCGGACUGAAUAAUAAUUAUCUGGAGACGUUAGAAGACGAUUCAAAGAAACAGCCAAUGAAUCGAUACAGCAUCAUUGGACGACCACUUAAUACACUUUAUGGCUUGAAAGAACUGGAAACUUUAGAUAUUUCCAACAACAAGAUGAGGAAUUUAAAUAUGAAUUUAGUUAGUGGUCAUGAAAAACUGACACGGCUGAGUUUUUCGGGCAAUCUCUUCUAUUGCGACUGCAAAUUGCAGGAACUAUGGAGGUGGUGUUUUGAACGAAAUGCAAGGCCACAUAUUGUGUCUUGCGACAAACUAGAAACAUGCACCUGGGAAUAUGUACGUAGACUUUCUUGUGAUAAAACCAAUCGAAGUAUAUCACAUUUGUCUAAAAUAAUGGUGUUAAUUUGUGUGUCUGUUCUGAUGAUAUUUUCUGUUGCGCUCGUGUUCAAAGUUGCGCCCAGACAAGUGCUACAAGAUCUGUGCUAUGGGUUACGAGAUAAAAUUGUGAUCAAUUUCAGGGAAAGUUUCAAUGCGGCAGUAAGUUCCUGCGUGAGAUACGUCUAUCCAAGGGUGAUAAGGAAAACCGGUUCUACAAUUCUGACUCCUGAUGACGUGUAAAUUAUCCAUUACAGACCCUUGGAAGCAGUGAUGGAAGUGACAAUUUUUACAUAGCAACUUAAAAUAUCCCCCUCCCUCACAGUGUGUAAAACGAGGAAAAAACUAUGGCAAAAACUGUUACGGUAUCCGUAUUUCGUAUACAAGUUACAGAGUCAGUCCUCCCGCUUUUUGGUAGUUCAUAGUGUGUAGCUACCAACAUCCAUAUAUACAGUAUAUUUUUUUUCAAUUUAGGGACAUUUUUAAUCUUAGUUGAUUCUGUAUUUUGUCAUCUGCGCACGUGAUAACUUCUCACAUCUAGGUUCCGCCUCUGAAAUAAACAAAUUAAUUGAAAA